CUACUCUUCUGUCCACUAUUUAAAGAACACGCUUUCUUGUUCAAAGUCAGUGUGGAGCUGAAGCCUCAUCAGGAAAGAGCAAUUCCAGAAAGAGGACCCAGUACACACGUUUUAAUCAACAUCUCGACGUACAUAACAAAAAACUAGCUAUGAGGGCAUUGGUAUUCAUUUCCCUCUUGUUGGCAACCGUAUUGGCUGCACCCCAAUACGGACAACCUCCAGCAGCCGGAGAAACUGUUUCCAUUACCAAGGAUCAGUGGUCUUCACUUAACCCCUACGGAACAGGAGCAACUUAUGACAUUCAGAAGCAAUGGGAAAAUUUCUAUGAAUACCUUCCUUGGCUGAAGGGACCUCCUGGACCACCAGGGCCACCAGGUGCACCUGGGUCUUCUGGAUCUUCUGGAUCUUCCGGUGGUGGCUACGGAGCUAGUUCUUCUUACACACAACCUCAAGUCAUUCCUGGCCCACCAGGUCCUCCGGGACCUCCAGGGCCUGCUGGAUACAAGGGAGAUGCUGGUCUUCCAGGAACUCCGGGCUAUCCUGGCGGACCUGGGCCACAAGGACCCCCAGGAAAACCAGGAACACCAGGCUACCCUGGAGAAAAGGGAGCACCAGGCUACAACGGCGCCCCCGGAGCUCCUGGUAAACCAGGCUAUAACGGAGAGAAGGGAACACCUGGCUACAAUGGUGCACCUGGUCUUCCUGGUGGGCCAGGCCUGCCUGGUAAAGAUGGUUAUUCUGGUGCUCCAGGACCUGCUGGCCCUAAAGGUGAAGCCGGUCCACCAGGAUACACCAUCCCAUCCAAGAUUCCUGGUCCUCCUGGAACACCUGGAUACCCUGGCAAAGAUGGAGCUCCAGGUUAUCCUGGUGGUCCUGGCCCUGUUGGCCCUGUUGGCCCUGCUGGACUACAAGGACCUCCUGGUAAACCUGGUACAAAUGGCUAUCCUGGUGGACCUGGACCUAAAGGGGACGCUGGAACACCUGGCUACGCUGGAGCACCUGGUAAGGACGGAUAUCCUGGUGCACCUAGCAAGAUCCCUGGCCCUCCUGGAUCCCAAGGACCUGCUGGACCUCCUGGUUACAAUGGCGCCCCAGGAAAAGAUGGUCUUCCAGGCGGAACUGGUUAUCCAGGCAAAGACGGACUUCCCGGCGCUUCUGGAUACACAGGAGCCCCCGGUCUACCCGGAAAACCAGGCAAAGAUGGAUAUGCUGGCCCAGCAGGAACUCCUGGUUAUCCCGGUGGCCCAGGCCCUGUUGGACCUCAGGGUAAACCCGGAGCUCCUGGAUACCCUGGUGGCCCAGGACCUGUUGGACCCGUAGGUCUACUUGGCCCAGUUGGACCUCAAGGCAAACCUGGAAGCCCUGGCUACCCUGGUGGUCCAGGACCAGUUGGCCCUCUUGGCCCUGUUGGCCCUCAAGGUAAGCCAGGUUCUCCCGGUUACCCAGGACCCGCUGGCCCGACUGGCCCGGCUGGCCCGGCUGGUUCCCCCGGACAGUCCUAUGAAGCACCAGCCUAUCAGCCUCCUGCUUACACGCCAACAGUAUCUCAACAGACAUAUGAUCCCCCAGCACCAAGUUAUGGUUAAAUGUCCUACCUCGUUUUUUCCUAGAUACAGUGUUAAAAAAUGUUAUCUUUAAAUACGAUGCUUGGAUUUAUAACUUUAAUUCAAUGACGACAUGUGCAUUUACCUUAUAUAUCAUGAUAUGUUGGUGUCACGUUUUCUCCAUUUGUAAAUAAACCAAACCGCAAAAAGGAA
Daphnia magna is the source of this 1757-nucleotide messenger RNA. Its product is annotated as collagen alpha-1(X) chain. The transcript is spliced from 4 exons. NCBI's taxonomy places the organism in Eukaryota, Metazoa, Arthropoda, Branchiopoda, Diplostraca, Daphniidae. The record is from RefSeq and is a predicted model, not a curated record. Bases 150 to 1586 code for a protein of 478 amino acids.